Molecule: messenger RNA, 1586 nt
Organism: Setaria italica (foxtail millet)
Lineage: Eukaryota; Viridiplantae; Streptophyta; Magnoliopsida; Poales; Poaceae
Exons: 2
Coding region: 211-1335 (374 amino acids)
Source: RefSeq, a predicted model, not a curated record
AGGGUUUCCUACCUUUAUAAUCCAUCCCCCCUUCGCCGCCCCCAUCCAUCCCCCCUUCUCCUUCUCGCUUCUCGGUCGCCCUCAAACCGCCGCUGCACCAUCUUCGAUUGUAUAGGACGCAUCAGAUCCACGAGUAAUAAUCCGGGAAAAUUGAGUCUUUGUUCACCCGCUGGUAGUCGAGAACAAGAAGGCGGCGAGCAAGGAACGAGGAUGCCAAAGCGGCGGUGCGGUGAACGUGAUGGCGGCAGUACGGCGAAGCCUCGGAAGCCGCGCCUUUACCUUGUCUGUGAUGACUGGGACUCUGGAUACAGCAUCCGCAAGUUGUCGUUGCCGGCCGACUCAGACGAAGGCGCUGUGCAGGGCUUACCGACUCUUUUCUGGCGCGUGGUGGCGCCGCGUGAGGAUCCCCACCACUUCACGUCCGCCUUUGGCACCAAGAUCAUGGGGGGGGACGCGAUCAUUGACGUCCGCACGCGGUGCGUCCUCCCAGGCCCUGAGUCGAACGCUCCGGCUUUUCCCAUCUACUUCCCCGUCGGUGACGAUAGGAUAUACGUUCUGGACUCCGGCUCCAUGGAGAUCUGCCAUUUUCCGCCGGAACAAUCUGAUGCUGAAUCUGGUGGUGGUGAGUCAUCGCUGUAUGAAUAUGGUUUUGAUAGCAAGGACGUCUGGUUUUGGCACGACCUACAAAUGCCGCCGUUCGCUAUAAUGGACGUCACCUCCUAUGCCAUGCACCCCCACAGCCAUGGACAUACCAUCCUCGUCAGCAUCAAGAGUGAAGAUUUAGAUGCGGCCACAUUCAGCUUUGAAACGGGAGUCAGUGCGUGGAAUUUUGUCGGUGAUUGGACUUUGCCAUUCACUGGCCGUGGACACUAUGAAUCUGAACUGGGAGCCUUGGUUGGGCUCUCCAAGGAGAAGGAAUCCUUUGGGUACAUCUACGCCUGCGACGUGCCCAACACCAGCAAUCGUCCCCCUGCUUGGAAGCUUAGCAAGAAGAAGGUGUUCAGCAAGAACCCAGCUGAAAAGCAUGUAAGCGCUAGCCUCAUCUACUUGGGGUGCCAGCGCAAAUUCUGCCUUGUGGAGUGUGUCUUGGUUAAGGAAGACAAAGCUUGUCAGGAGGUCAAGGAACACAAAGAUGAUCAGGUGCUGCUUGAGAAGCCAGAAGGCACAUGUGUGCCCCAACACAGUCGCUACAUGUAUCGUUUGAUGACCUUCUCCCUCAAGUAUGACAAGAUGGGUGACUUAAGGAUUCGACAUCGUCGGGUUCGAUACUACAAGGUGCCUAGUAAAGUAUCAACUGAAUGCAUCUCUCAGGAUCCUGUGGUAUUUUGGCUGUAAAAUGCUAAAAUCAUGUCAUGAUGAUGAGUUUCUAUGUUUUCAAUAAGGUGAAUGUUUCUUUUCUGUGUUUUAUUUAAUUUACUGUACUCCCAAACUUCUAUAAUGAGGACCCCUUGCUAUGCAUUCACUAAGGUGUUAAUGUGUGCUUUUCUAUGUUUGAAAUUAAUGUGUAAUCAUAACUGGUGAUUCUACAAACCCUUUUCACUCGGGUGUUUCUGUGUUGCUUUUCUAUGUUUUAGCUUAAUGUGUAA